GGACCCGGGACAGGGGUGCUACGACCUCAGCUCCACUUAGCAUUUUUUUCGUUCCCAUCCACUUCCCAGUUUCUGGCCUGUCUCACGGGGAGCGGGAUCUCUAAAAAGAAGACUGAAAGAAGGCUUUUCUCCCUCUGUGGUUCUUACAAUACUUACGGCUUUUUUUUUUUUUUCCUCUCUCUCUCGCUCAUUUAACUACCGUCAAAGGAGUUCACCUGGCGUGGGAUGGUGUGGUCUCCAGACUCUGCUCCACCCGCUAGGUGUUCAUUGAUCGUGAGCUGUUAGGCCAAGCGCUAGUUGUCUGAUGUCAGGGUCCUUUGUUUAGUGUUGGGGGGCCGAGAGUGGGCCAAGGGAAGUGGCAGAACAAGCGGAGAACAGGCAAAGGCUAUGAUAUCUCUGGAAUUUAAAGACAAUAUGGAGCUCAUCAAAGUGUAUCACUGAAGAAUAUGAUGGCUGAAAACAAUUUUAAAAUGCUAAAGAUUCAGCAGCGUGUAGUAGCCAGUAAACUACCUAGAAACAGGCCAUAUAUUUGCAAUAUUUGCUUCAAGCACUUUGAAACACCGUCAAAAUUAGCCAGGCAUUAUCUCAUUCAUACUGGUCAAAAACCAUUUGAAUGUGAUGUGUGUCAUAAAACCUUUAGGCAACUAGUUCAUCUGGAAAGGCAUCAACUAACUCACAGGCUGCCUUUUAAAUGCAGUAUUUGUCAACGCCACUUUAAAAAUCUGAAGACAUUUGUGAAACACCAGCAAUUUCACAAUGAAACCUAUCAGAGUGACGUUAAGCAAGUCAGAAAACUGCUGGAGGCCAAACAAGAGCCAGUGCAUGGAGUGUAUAAUACUUUUACUACAGAGGAGAGAUGGGCAUUACACCCGUGCUCUAAGUCGGAUCCCACCUAUGGCACUACGAAGAGAAAGAAUAUUCAUGCAUGUACAAUCUGUGGCAAGAUGUUUCCGUCACAAUCAAAACUUGACAGGCAUGCACUUAUUCACACUGGCCAGAGGCCUUUUAAAUGUGUCCUGUGCAGUAAAUCUUUCCGACAGUCAACUCAUUUAAAAAUUCACCAACUCACACAUUCAGAAGAAAGACCUUUUCAAUGUUGUUUUUGUCAAAAAGGAUUUAAGAUUCAAAGCAAACUUCUGAAGCAUAAACAAAUCCAUACUAGGAAUAAGACUUUUCAGACUCUUUCAUUAAAGGUGAAGAGUCCAGAAUCAUGCCCUUUGCCUAAUAAAUUAAAUGUAAAGCAGGAUGGUUUUGAAAAUGGUGAUAUGGAUAAAUCUGAGGAGAAUAAUCCACUUGAUGUCCACUCCAUUUAUAUUGUCCCUUUUCAGUGUUCAGAGUGUGAAGAAUGUUUUGAAUCAGAAGAGAUUCUCAAUGGACACAAGUGUUUUCCUGCCAGAGGAGGCAAAAUUCCAAGCAGACUCAAAAGAAGCUACAACUAUAAAACUAUUGUUAAAAAGAUCUUGGCCAAACUUAAACGUGCUGGGGGCAAAAAAUUAGAUAACUUUCGCUCAGAAAAAAAAGCACAUAAACAUAGUUUCUUGAAAACUUGUGAUCUGAUUUCUAGCGGGCAGAACUCCGAACAAACUCAGAGAAGAUUUAUGGGUUCUCUUGGCAAACAUGGAACGUAUAAGACAGUUGGCAAUAAAAAAAAGAAAACAUUAACUUUGCCAUUUUCUUGGCAAAAGCAAUUGCAGACCCAAAAUAUGGGAAAAAAUUUGAAAGGUAUCCUUACAGCAGAAAGCAUAUUAAGUAUAGAUAGCUCAGUGAAUAAUAAAGACUUGUCAGUCUAUGGUUCAUCCACCGAGGAAUUCUUAAGUAACUGUGAAGUGCUUCAGUGUGAUUUUCCAGUUCCAAGUGAAAACAUACAUACUGGACAUAAAAUGUGUCCCUGUGAUAAAUGUGAGAAAGUAUUUCCUUCUAUAUCCAAACUACAAAGACACUAUUUAAUUCAUACUGGACAAAGGCCUUUUGGCUGUAAUGUUUGUGGGAAAUCUUUUAGGCAGUCAGCUCACUUAAAAAGACAUAAACUAACUCAUAUUGAAAAGAGUCCUUAUAGAAGAUCUCUUUGCCAAGUAGAAUUUGGAAAUGUGAACAAACUUUGCAUUCAUCCAAGUGAUAAUGCUGACUAUAGUGCUUCCCAACAAUGUCAGGGUCUUGGUUUUCAAAAAUAUGAUUCAGAGUCAGAUCAAACAUCAGAAAUAGAAGUUAAGACAGAAGCUGAGGAUUUUAUUCUCGGUACCUACUAUAGAAAUCGGCAGCCCUAUCUCUCUGAGGCACUUUUGGAAUCCGAUCAAAGCCAUCAUUGUUUUAGUUAUUCAGGGGACCCUGAGAGAAAUGAUGGCCUCCUUUACCAAUGCAGUGUUUGCUGUAAAAAUUUCCGAUCUCCAUCUAAAUUGGAAAGACACUAUCUAAUCCAUGCAGGUCAGAAACCAUUUGAAUGCUCAGUUUGUGGCAAAACAUUCAGACAGGCUCCUCACUGGAAGAGGCAUCAACUCACUCACUUUAAAGAACAGCCACAAGACAAUGUAGUUGUAUUAGAUUCGGUUAUGUAACUGUGGAAACCACUAACAUUUGUAGUCUCUGCUGGUCUUGUAUCAUUUAAACAUUUUUUAAAGACCUGCAUUAGAUUGAAUAAUUUCAUGGGAAAUUGCUUGUCCUGUGGUCAGAUAUAAAGGAAAUUAAUACAAUGUUUUAGGAGCAGCCAAAUUAAUUUUUGGAAGAGCAUAAGUUGAUACUAAGCAAUUGUUUUGGCUGUAUUGAAGUUACAAAUCCAUGAUCCUGUACAAGCAGUUCAGAUACAUUUUUAAAAGAAAUUAUUCCUUGAGCUAUGCCAUUUCUUUAGAUACACAUACUUAAAAGACAGAAAAAAAUGCCCUUUAGCUACAGUAAAUAGCAUUUAUAGUUCACUUAUUUUACAUUAAAGAAUAAUUUGUCCAACGUGGCUCAUUUUAUUAUAAGAUUUUUCUUGCAAUCUUAAAAACUAGUAAGUAUGGGAUAUGAGCAGAAAGUUAUGGCAUUAUUUUCAUUGGUCUUUUCAAAACCAUUUUUAGGAUUAUGUGGUAAUUUUACCUUCAGUUGCUCAGGUGAUGAAGAUUUGAUUUUAUUUUUAACCCAGGGUGGUAUUGAUUUCCCCAAAAGAACAUAAAAGAAGCUAGGAUGCACCUACAUACAUUUGUGUUUACUUAUCAGGAAUAUUUUUCAGGUGCCAUAAUCUUUUCAUAUAUGCAGUUUCAUCUUUUCAGAUGGAUGAAGGCAAUUCAUUUAUUUACUUGUUAAUACAGUGGUUGACACCAGUAGUCAUAAACAAGACUCAGCUUGAAGACUAUAUCCAUAAGACAUUUACUUUUUAGUAAGACUUUGUUUUAAUGCCUCUUUCAGUGGUCCUUCAACUUAAGGUUGAUCUACUAAGGUUGAUGAAAUGCCAGUGACCAUAUGUAGUUUCAGUUUUCAUUCCUCUGUGAUUCUGCAGCAUGCUAAUGCUAAUGAAUGUUACUUUGAUCACCUUUUAAUUUUAACUAGUAAAAUAAUCAUUGCUCUAUAUAGGAAUAAGAUACCUACAGAGUUGAAAGUAUAACUAGACAGAAUUGUGAUAAUUUGGGAAAGAUGUAAUCCUAAAUUAUGAGGGACAUAUUUCAUAUUCAUACAUUGUCCUUCAUAUUUGGCAGUAUUUGUAAAAUCUUUAGGAAUGACAUUUUGUAGCAAUAAAAGAAGUUUCUAAAGUAUAAAGAAAAGCAGAUGGGUAUUUAUCUUAGUACAUUUAAAUAUGGUGGAAAGCCCUCUAUUGAGAAUGUGGAUAAGUGAAUAACUAAGUUUGCAUUGUAUUAGAAGAUCUGCCAUGGGGGAGGGUGGGGCUUUGGUUGUCUUUAACCACAAGUGAGUUUUAUGUAACUUGAGUUUAAUUUAUAGAGAUGAAAUAUGAUAGUAUGAGAAAAAUAUCCAAUGAUGUAUAAAUGUGCCUAUAUUUUAAGGAGAGACAUCCAGCUGAAGCAGAAGAAAAUUACAUGCUUUAGAGCAUACGUUGUUCGAAAUAUGUUUCUUUAGUGUAAGCAAGAUAUGGUUUACAAAAUUUGCUUUACCCAAAACUUCAAGAACACAUCUAUUACAUAAAAGCAAGGAGUAACUAGCUUAUUAUUUUCUUAGAAUAAAAGUUCAAGAGUUACUUCAUUAGCAUGCCUGAAAUUAUGGCUUUUGAUAUUUCCCUAAGUUAUUAUAAAAGUUUACUUGGAGGAAAUAUUUCACAUACUCCUUUUGCAACCUAAACAGGGAGAGUUCUGAUUGUUGUGCUUGUAUGACUCUGACUUUAUUUGCCUAAGUGAUACUACUAUACUUUUUUUUUUUUUUGGUCCAUGCCUUUUUAAGCUGUUUCAUAUUGAAAGUUGGUAUAUUGUAAAAAAUUUUGUCAAAAAUGUACUGUAGUGCUAUUUGAAGUACCUGUAACAAAUACUUACUUACCUUUAUUAUCUUGCAAGCUUCUUAUGGAAACUUUGUAGAAGCAAAAAUAAAAUAUGAAUUCAUGUUAAAAAGAUGAAAUGAAUGUUAAAAGACGGUUUGCUGCAUGCUAGACCUGUUAGUGUUGUUGAAUCAAUUACUUUGGUUUUCUGGAAAAAUAAACUUUAUAAUUGAAGAGAAGUAGAAUUUUUUGUUUGGGUGAUUCCAGGCUGUGGGAAAAUUAUUUACUGGAAGAGUUUGAUUAGCUGUGUUAGUAGAAUUACUGGUGUUUGUUUUGAACUGCAAUAGGGUAGAAAAUUUUACGAUAAAAAUGUAUGUGCUGAUGGGAAGUGGAUGGUGGAUUAAAUUCUUGAAAAACAAA
Chinchilla lanigera (long-tailed chinchilla) is the source of this 4810-nucleotide messenger RNA. It is a transcript of the gene Znf770, whose product is annotated as zinc finger protein 770. Gene Ontology annotation, biological process: regulation of transcription by RNA polymerase II. The transcript has 2 exons. NCBI's taxonomy places the organism in Eukaryota, Metazoa, Chordata, Mammalia, Rodentia, Chinchillidae. The coding region runs from base 447 to 2552 and encodes 701 amino acids. Gene Ontology annotation, molecular function: DNA-binding transcription factor activity; RNA polymerase II cis-regulatory region sequence-specific DNA binding. The record is from RefSeq and is a predicted model, not a curated record.